UUUUUACAGAAUGCCUCGCUCAGACAAUCGUUGUCUCACCGGACAGUCAUUGAAGGCUGCCAUCAUCCGCUGCAAUAUAUACAAUAACGCUGGCUAAAUCUUGAUGUAAUUCGAAGGGUUUUGGUUUCGAACACGAAUUAUUGCUUAGCAGAUUGGCAUUUUAGAGAUUGCCUCGAGAAUUGAGCAAUCAUGGCGGGGUUAAUUAACAUCAACUCAAACACGGACGAUGCCUUCUACCGGUACAAGAUGCCCAAGCUCAUUGCGAAGGUCGAAGGCAAGGGUAACGGUAUUAAGACCGUCAUUGCCAAUAUGAGCGACAUUGGAAAGGCUCUUGGAAGACCUCCAUCCUACCCAACAAAGUGGUUCGGUUGUGAGCUCGGUUCACAGACUCAUAUGGAUGCGAAGCAUGAGAAGUACAUUGUCAAUGGAAAGUAUGAUGCGAAAGAGUUGCAGGACUUGCUUGAUAAGUUUAUCAAGAAGUAUGUACUCUGUCCGUCGUGCGAUAAUCCGGAAACUGAUGUGCGCGUGAGUAAAAAGGGUGAUCUGAAGGCUAAGUGUGUGGCUUGUGGAUGGAGCGGAGAAUUCGAUGGUAACCAUAAUUUGGCCAAUUAUAUUCGCAAAAAUCCCCCGGGCGCCGAAUACGCACAUUCAUUGAGACAUGGUGAUAAAGACGGCGAGAAGAAAAAAUUGAGAAAAGACGAAACUGACGCUGAGAAAGCUGAUCGUAGAGCUGCCAAGAAGGCUGCCAAGCAACUCGCUGCACAGAACGGAGUAUCACCCAGACCCGAUCGCAAGGACAAGGAAAGCAAAUCCGACAAGAAGGAGAAGAAGUCCAAGAGAAAAAAGAAGGAGAAAGACAGCGGUGACGAGCCCGAAGAAGUGCACGCUUCUGAGGACGAUGACGAAGACUGGACCGUCGAUACCUCUGCUGAGGCCGUACGUCAACGUCUGGAAGAUCUGCGUGUGGACAUGGGAGAGGGAGCCAAGAAUCUGACCUACACCGAGGCUGAUUUCUUUGAUAUGGGCGAGAAAGAGCGUUUGGAACUGUUCAAUACCUUUAUGAAGAACGGGGCACACACUGAUAAGGAACUGCUUGAGGAGGCCGAGCGCUUGGAUGUCAAGGUGAAGAGUCUUGCGGUCAUUGUAGAGGCGAAGUUCAGCGACGUGAAUAUCUUGGCGCAGAUUAAGAAGCAGAAGACUAUGCUGCAACGCUUCUGCUAUGAAGACCCGAAAGCACAGAUGUGCUUAUUGGGGUCAACUGAGCGACUAGUUGGCGUGACAUAUCCUUCACUGAUGAGCAAAGUGCCCCAUAUCAUCAAGACAUACUACGAUGAAGAUAUCGUCGAUGAGGAGGUUCUUAUCGCUUGGGGCAAGCAGAACUCCUCCAAGUACGUAUCAUCGCAAGACACCUUCAAGCAGAUCAUCAAGCUGGCCCAGCCUGUGCUGGACUGGUUGGCAACGGCCGAAUCAGACAGUGACGACGAUGGAUCCGGCGACGAUGACGAGGAUGAUGACAGUGUGACUAUCGAGCAGUCCAAAUCACCAGCCCCUACGCCUAAGGUUGCCUAUGGAAUGCAACGAGGAAUGCCGGGCAACACGGCCCAGGCAACGAAGGAUGACGACGAAGAUGACGAUGAUCUCGAUAUUGAUGAUAUCUAAAUCUUGUCUUUUCGAAAGCGCUGUAAAUAGCUCGCAUGCGUGCGUGCGUUGGAGUCGAUAUUUAAGGCGAGUGUGAUAUGCAUUUUUGCUUCAAUCAUCGGGAUCCGGGCACCAGCGUAGCGGGUUUGGUAUAUAAUAGCAUAUACCUGUAUAUGUAGGUUGACAAGCGAGGCAGUUGAUUGUUUAUCACGUGUAUAAGUUUCGGCAACCUGAAUGCCUUAUGACUAAUAAAGGCAAACUUCUUUUCCCUUGUUGCGGUUGGGUCUUUUCUGAUCUCG
Messenger RNA from Sphaeroforma arctica JP610, 1937 nucleotides. RefSeq lists its product as hypothetical. The transcript has 4 exons. Bases 190 to 1659 code for a protein of 489 amino acids. Gene Ontology annotation, cellular component: cytosol. The record is from RefSeq and is a predicted model, not a curated record. Lineage: Eukaryota; Ichthyosporea; Ichthyophonida. Gene Ontology annotation, biological process: formation of translation preinitiation complex; translational initiation; formation of cytoplasmic translation initiation complex. Gene Ontology annotation, molecular function: eukaryotic initiation factor eIF2 binding; GDP-dissociation inhibitor activity; translation initiation factor activity.